This is a messenger RNA of Neofelis nebulosa (Clouded leopard), 2654 nucleotides long. RefSeq names its product TATA-box binding protein associated factor, RNA polymerase I subunit D (gene TAF1D). The transcript is spliced from 11 exons. Lineage: Eukaryota; Metazoa; Chordata; Mammalia; Carnivora; Felidae. The record is from RefSeq and is a predicted model, not a curated record. Gene Ontology annotation, cellular component: nucleoplasm; nucleus; RNA polymerase transcription factor SL1 complex. Bases 262 to 1098 code for a protein of 278 amino acids. Gene Ontology annotation, biological process: regulation of DNA-templated transcription.
UGGGGUGCUGCGGUCAGGAGGUUGCUGGAUGCGGACCUCCGAGGCCUGGGUUGCUCAUCCCGUGCCGAGCCGGCGCUCUUGGUGCAAGCCAUUUGCCAGUUUGCGUGGGUAGGAAGAGGACGUGAUCGUCCGGGCCUGGUAAUAGCUGUUUAUGUUAGCAUUCGUUCGGAGAAGCCACAUGUUUGCCGAGUUGUCAGAAAUCUGAAGCAAGUAAUAAGUGAUGAAUAAUUUGGAGAGGGGCUUGGAGAAUACAUAACAGGAAUGAAUUCUCUGAACCCUAUAAUGGCAUCUGAUUCAGCUGUGGAAAUUGAAAAUCACAGUGAUAAUUCUUCAUCUGGUAGCAGCUUAUUUAAAACUCAGUGUGUCCCUUCCUCACCUAAACCGAGGCAAAGAAACCCUAUCAGAAAAUUUGUUUAUUCACCUGAAAGUGUUCAAGCAAAGGAUUCCUCUAGUGACUCAUCUUUAGAACCAAGACCAUUGACUUUAAAAGCUAUUUUUGAAAGAUUCAAAAAAAAGAAACGUAAAAAGAGGAAAUACAAGCCAACAGGAAGACCAAGGGGAAGACCAAAAGGAAGAAAAAAUACUAGACGCUCCCAAAUAAAUAGGAAACAAGUUAGAGACAAAGGAUCUGGGUUCCCAUUUGUAGAAUCAGAGAAUGGAAGAAAACCACUACCUUGGAGGAAGAUUUUAACCUUUGAGCAAGCAGUGGCAAGAGGAUUUUUCAACUACCUUGAAAAGCUGAAGUAUGAAUACUACCUCAAGGAAUCCUUGAAACAAAUGAAUGUUGGUGAAGAUUUAGAAAAAGAAGAUUUUGACAGUCGUAGAUAUAAAUACUUGGAUGAUGAUGGAUCUCUCUCUCCUAUUGAGUCAGAAGCAGAGGAUGAUCUUGCAACAAAUCUUGAACAUGAUGACGAAUGUGAUAUCAAAUUGGUGGACCAUAAUUAUUUCAUAGUAAGUUCUGAAGUACCAAAGAAGAAGAAUGUGUAUUUAGAACAAGAGGAAUAUACUGAAGAAGCAGCUGUGUCUAAAAGGAGAACAUCAAGGUCCAAAAACAUUGGACAGAGGAUAGAAUGGCCUGAAAAGGAGAUAGGAAUAUGAAUGUUAAGGUAAACAGCACAGAGAAAAACAGCUUUUCGUAGAAGAUAAAGAUGAUAAAUGCAAAUAUAUAUGUCAGUGAUAAAAAUGAAUCUAAGAAAAUAAAAAGAACCUGAACAAAUUAGUGAAACUCUGAAUUAUCAGGAAAAGCAUUUUAAAGCUGUGGAAUAGUUUACAUGUAGAAGAGAAUUAAGGCUUGCAUAGCAAAAAUAAUCACCUGAUAAAUAAUAAACCAGGAUCCUACUGUUUUUGCCCAUACUUUGUUUCAGAGCAAGAGCUUAAAGGUGUCAUUUUGAGCAAAGAAGUAUGGAGAUUAUCUCCUGAAAACCUUUAUUAUAAAUGUAAUCACUAAUGAUUGACAUCUCAGGAUACCUGAAGCCGUUUUUAUCCCAGUUUUAUUCAAACAAAGACCUUUAGUGUCAAACGUGUUACUGUAAUAAGAACUUCCUAACUACCUAGACUGUGUCAACUACAAUUUUCUUCUCAUCACCACUGUAUAUUGCUGAUUAUGCCACUAAAUACACUGUAUUGAUUGCACUUGUGCUUGUUUUUGUUCAGUUUUGUGGACAAAGACUUAGACCUAAGUGCAGAAAAUAAAUCCUCUUUUGCAACCCAGAACUCAUGGCUCAAUAUGAGUUUUGAUACAUGUAAGAAGGAACAAGAUCCCUACAACCAACUAAAGUGAUGGUGGGGGGUUUGAUAAACUUGAAAGUUGGUUUCAGGACUGUAGAAUGACUAAAGCACAAGACAAAAGGGAAUUCUCAACUAUGGUGAAUUAGUAUUACAAUUUUAAUGUUGACAUAAAACAAAGAUGCCUUCUUGUUGUAGGCUUUUCAUUUGAGAGCACAAUGUCUGGACUUAAAGGGGUGAAUAUGAUUUGAACUCAUUUACGUUUAGAGGGUGUUUGAAAUUGAGAACCAGGGGUCCAUCUAGUCUGACCCUAAACAUGGCCCUAAAGUAAAAAAAAAAAACUGGAUCCCAAAGAUUGCAGGUGGGGAAUUCCUGAAGUAUGUCCAUAUUCAAGUGGAGAUUAAAGAAGCCCAAGGGAAAGAACUCUGGCAAGUUAGUUCUUUAUCUUAUCUUUAAUGGUAUAAUGGUCAUUACCAAGGCUUUGAGAAUGUAGUUUCUCAUUUGCUGUGGACAUGACCAUAAAAAAUUUUCCACUAGGUUUGCUUUCUUUAUGCUACUUUGCUAGCGUUCAGCCUAUUGGGAACAUUUACAACAGCUAUAUUUCAAAUUCUCAUCUGACCGUACAUAGUAUUUUGAAUGGUGCAUGCCUAGAUCUCUGUUGUUACUAGUAACUGGGCAACUUGUAAUAUUAUAAUAGAUCUAAUAGAGGGAGACUGGCUUUAUUUACAGGAUCAUCUCUGGAAAUGGAGUUUUACUUUUCUAUUCCUUUUCUACAGGAUGGUGACAACUGUGGAUUGAACAAAAGCUCCUUUUAAAAGGGCUAUUUUGAAGAAUGUGAUUCUGACUUGGAGGAACGACGGUGCUUGGGAGUGGAAGGAAUCCCAUGUUAAAAUUCUUAAAUAAAAAUUUAUUGACUUUAAAUAACUUCA